This is a messenger RNA of Pomacea canaliculata, 1244 nucleotides long. RefSeq names its product defense protein l(2)34Fc-like. NCBI's taxonomy places the organism in Eukaryota, Metazoa, Mollusca, Gastropoda, Architaenioglossa, Ampullariidae. The record is from RefSeq and is a predicted model, not a curated record. Bases 240 to 965 code for a protein of 241 amino acids. The transcript is spliced from 8 exons. Gene Ontology annotation, molecular function: oxidoreductase activity, acting on metal ions.
CUAAUGUGCCAUUCCUCUAAAAGGCACUCCAGCCAGUCAGUUCUGGCCUCUUUAUCUGACUCAGUCUGCACCUUGCUUGUCAGAACUCCGCCAGACCAUCGUCAUUGCACGCCUGUCUCCUACGUGGCGCCAUCUUCCCUUUUUUCGUCAAGUGCACCUUUCGUUGAGGCUUGCCAUUGUUUCUCCUGCUGUUCGGAGAAGAAGACUUGGCGUCAGAAGUUUGAAGUACAAACAUCAACAUGCUACGUGUAGGGUUAGUUGUUGUCAUCGUGCUGUCGUCUAUCGUCAGCGUCGUCCUCGGUGGAGCUCUCACGGGUCUGAAAGGUGGCAACAUGAUGCAGCCUUUUUGUCGCAGCGGCAGCUACAGACCUGAUGCUGGGGACUUGCUGCCUGCCAGUGGAAAUGCUCCUUACUCUUUGAAGAUAGUGACCAAAGUGAAUCAGUACAGAGCUGGCCAGGCUAUUGAAGUGACACUUGAAGGUGUCAAUGGCAAACGAUUCAAAGGUUUCUUCAUCACCAACGACUGCGUCCAAAAGCAGCUGAUGGUCCACGCCGGCAACUUCCAGCCCAAGAACUCUCAGUUUGCCAAGACGACCCAGUUCUGUGGGGACGAUGGUGUGACCCACACUGGAAUCAAUGACAAGAUCUCUGUCACCUUCUACUGGACCCCGCCCCCCGCCUAUUCACUAGGACGAUGCCAGUUCAAAGCCACCGUGGUGGAAAACGACAAUGUGUUUUACACUGGUGUGUUGAGUAACUCUCUUGCGGCUGACCCUAACUUGCCGUCCUACGCGUCUCUACAGCAACGGCUUCAGCAACGACUUCAGAACGCCAUGCAGAGUCAAAACCAAGCUGAAAUGACAAACGUGCUGAACGAAUGGAAGACCCUGGCACCUAACGCCGCAGGAGCUUUAAACAUGAUGCAGUUAAACAACGGAGGAGCCCAAGGCGGAUUCAUGGGUUAACAGAUGUCUUUAAUUUAAAAAUUCACGGAGUACAGCAGACAGGAGCAAUGAGGUCUGCAUCAUCAUCAGUUGCUGAAACUCUCCGGUGAACUCUCUCAGGCGCUCGAUCAACAUCCGUACUCAGAGGAGAAUUUUUGUGGAGUCAAACAACAACAGAUUCAUCAGGAAAGAAGAAAUCAGUUACCCAGCUUGUCCAUCAGAAAGACAUCAAUCUUAUUUGUUAUCUUUGUCGAUUUUGAAUAAUUAGGAAAAUGAAGUAAAUGUGUUUCAAAAAUCUUU